This is a messenger RNA of Lates calcarifer (barramundi perch), 1611 nucleotides long. RefSeq names its product phospholipase A2, group XIIA (gene pla2g12a). The record is from RefSeq and is a predicted model, not a curated record. The transcript has 4 exons. Gene Ontology annotation, cellular component: extracellular region. The coding region runs from base 217 to 798 and encodes 193 amino acids. Gene Ontology annotation, molecular function: calcium ion binding; A2-type glycerophospholipase activity. Lineage: Eukaryota; Metazoa; Chordata; Actinopteri; Centropomidae. Gene Ontology annotation, biological process: lipid catabolic process; arachidonate secretion; phospholipid metabolic process.
AGCGGUCACAUGACCGCGCCAAACCCGGAAAGGACAACCACAGUUGGCACAGGUAGGAUUGUAUCUCCCAGGAGUUUUGGAAGUGAAAUGAAGACAAGUAGAAGUGAAACUUGAGAUGCCAUCGAGAACUAAGACGACAACCUGAGUAAUAAAUCAGCCAAACCUAAACCUUCGUGCCGGGAAACGCUGGUUUCCUGCCCUAACGUGAAGUGGACUAUGCACCACCUCAGCUACACCUGUGUUCUUUUGUUGGGUUUCUACUCCUGUGGAUUUUCCCCACAUGUGUCCGCCUGCAAACACGAGCCAGAGACUCCGGACUGGAGGAUGACUCUGAAAACUAUUCGUAACGGAAUACACAAGAUUGAUACGUACCUGAACGCAGCACUGGACUUGUUUGGUGGUGAUGACGGGCUGUGUCAUUACACAUGUAGUGACGGUUACAAGCCGGUGCCUCGUCCUGGGUACAAGCAGCCGCCACCCAACGGAUGUGGCUCCCCGCUGUUUGGAUUCCAGUUUGACAUAGGCAUCCCGUCGAUGACCAAGUGCUGUAACCAACACGAUCGCUGCUAUGACACCUGUGGUCGAGAGAAACACGACUGCGACGAGGAGUUCCAGGACUGUCUGGAGACCAUCUGCAGGAACGUGCAAAGAACCCUGGGACUAGCCCAGAGUGUCCAAGCCUGUGAGUCGGCGGUGACUCUGCUGUUUGACGCUGUGAUGCACCUGGGAUGUAAACCGUACCUGGACAGCCAGAGAGAGUCCUGUGUGUGUCAGUAUGAAGUGAAGAGGGAGCUGUGACACUGCCACAGAAACAGGACUGUAAAACAGACACAACACUGACAGACGGACACCAGCAAUACACUUUUCUCUCAGACUCGUAGAUCUGUCUCAGGGUCCUUUAUUGAAGUUUUUUGUUAGACAAGUGAAUGUAAAGUACCUUUGUUUUUAGGAUAAUUAAUAUCUUCCCUGUGCAGUUAAUUAUUUAUAUUUUGUUUUGUCUUGUGAUGGACUGGAAACAGGGUCUGUCUGUGUUUUGGAUGCUUGGGUAGGAGCCAAUCUGUGAUGCUAAGACAGUUUAGUCAGUGUACAGCAGGUCAGCUGAACAUGUUACAAAGUGCAUUUUGUCUACAGGCAUCACAAAAUCCACUUGAGCAUGUGUAAAAAAAGACACAUUUCCAAUAAUAUAUCAAUGCUAAAUAUAUAUUAGGUUUAAAUGGAGCAGUUUUUUGUUCCUCUGGAAAUCAGCAGCUGCUUUUAAACUCAGCACAACAAACUAAACCAACUUAUUUAACAGUGUCAGAACUUUGUCUUUAUUUUCUCUAGAAUUAGAACCAAAUUACAUAAUUAUUUCUGCCAACCUUUCAAGAAGUUAGAGGAAACAAGAGACUGUAAAAUAAGACAUUAUUGCGCGGUCCCAUGGCUGUGAAAAAUGAGGAAGUAAAGAGUGCACGGCAUCUAAAGUAAUUUUGUUUUGUCCCCUUUAUGAAAUGAGUAAAAUAUCAAAUGGAGGGAAAAGCACUGGUGAACUCAGCUGAUGUAAACAUGACAACACUGUGGAGGAAAACGGAGCUAAAAUGUCCUUAAAAAAAUAAAGAAAGAAACUUGACUUUA